Messenger RNA from Phycomyces blakesleeanus NRRL 1555(-), 1005 nucleotides. RefSeq lists its product as hypothetical. Gene Ontology annotation, biological process: proteolysis. The coding region runs from base 1 to 1005 and encodes 334 amino acids. Gene Ontology annotation, molecular function: aspartic-type endopeptidase activity. The record is from RefSeq and is a predicted model, not a curated record. The transcript has 4 exons. NCBI's taxonomy places the organism in Eukaryota, Fungi, Mucoromycota, Mucoromycetes, Mucorales, Phycomycetaceae.
AUGUUUCUUAAUGUAGGUUACUACGGAGAGAUCUUUUUAGGGGAGCCUCCUCAGAGGUUUAAUGUCAUAUUUGAUACCGGAAGCUCAGAUCUUUGGGUUGUGUCGAGAAAUUGCGAGCCGGAUGCGGUUUGUCAGCAUCACCACCGCUUCAAUCACACUGCCUCUACAUCUUAUAUUGAUCUUGAGUCAGAACUAAAAGGCUCGUCAGAAAGAGAAACUGGCUUAAGAAAAAAGCUUCAGUAUGGGUCUGGUUAUGUCAGAGCCCAUAUUGGUAAAGACACUCUCCAGGUUGCCGGUAUACGUUUAGAGAAUCAGGCAAUUGGAGACGCCAUCGUUUUAUCACAAGAGUUUAAGAAUACUCCAUUUGAUGGGAUAUUUGGCCUUGGUCUGGCAGAUCUCACUUCAUCUUCAUAUUUGCCGCCGUUUUAUUCAAUGCUUGAACAGGACAUUCUAGACGAGCCUGUUUUUGCUAUUUACACUGAAAUGGGAGGAGGAGAGAUCGAUUUCGGAGCAAUCGACAAAUCUCGUUUUAAGGGUCAGAUGUUGUAUGCAGAUUUGAUCCACGCGGGAUAUUGGAUGGUUCAGACAGAUUUAAUAAAGUGUGGCUCUUACAAAGCGGAAGGACAGAAAAUUAUUAUAGACAGUGGGUCUACUUUAAUUAUCACAUCCACAGCAGAUGCUGAGAACUUUCAUCGUCAGAUACCCGGAGCCGAGAACAAUGGUGACACCACAUGGUCCAUCCCAUGCAAGAGCUACUCGCUUGAGCCUCUUGUAAUAUGGGUCAAUAACGUGCCUCUCACAUUACAUCCAAAAGAUUAUAUUCUGACACCGAUGGGUGCCAACAAAACUAUGUGUCUAUCGGGUAUCUCUGGUCAGGUAUUAGACGUAGCGAAUGCCUGGAUUCUCGGUGGUGUUUUCAUGCGACAUUAUUAUACAGUAUUUGACUAUGGAAAUCAGCGCAUUGGUUUUGGAACCUCCAACAAGCGCAAAACUAAAAGAGAUUGA